Durotheca rogersii is the source of this 480-nucleotide messenger RNA. RefSeq lists its product as uncharacterized. The coding region runs from base 1 to 480 and encodes 159 amino acids. Lineage: Eukaryota; Fungi; Ascomycota; Sordariomycetes; Xylariales; Xylariaceae. The record is from RefSeq and is a predicted model, not a curated record. The transcript has 2 exons.
AUGAGAUACAUGGGGCUGCAGAACCGAGACCGUGAUGCAUGGGAGGACUUCGAAGUUAUGCAGGGCGACCUACUAGUGUCCGACUACUCGGUCUCCCUCAGCAACCGGGCUUACAUUACCGACGUCGUCCAUAUGAACAUCCUCCCGGUACCCCGGAUGAAGCACCGUAACAUGGUGGUCGACAACUACAAGAGUGCCGGAGGACGACUCGAAGACGUGGAAUACUUCGUGAACCGCUUUAUCUUGAACUCCGACGCCGAAUAUCUGAAUGGCGCUACGGGCUGGAAAGAGCUCAUAAUCAACAAUCCCCUUCUCGUGGGGCAGAUUAAGAUGCUCAACGAAUACGCCCAAGAAUUCAAGCAUGCUCAAAUCAGGGAGGUGACCGUCGCCGUCUUGAAGCCGAAAUACAUUGUGCCUGCCUUCUUCAUGGUGACACGCCUCACGCGGCCAACGGCGGAAGAGGGGCGCGCUUCUGGCUAG